AUGAUUUCUAUCGUUCGCGCCUUGCUCCUGAUGACGGUGGCUGUCGCCGCGACGCCGUGCACGUCGACGCAGAAAGCCCAAAUGCUCUCGGCCAUCACCAACGAUGCGCAGUGGGCGGCUUGCCAAAAGGCGACCGCGCCGUACGAUUUCUACAAGUCGCUCACGCAGGUGAGUCCGGCGCCGACGUCGGCGCAGAUGCAGCUCUUCGCUUCAACACCGGCAUGUGCGGCGGUGUACGCAGACUUUCAAGCGUCGCUCAAGGCCGCCAACUGCGACGAAAUCAAGGCCAUGAUCGGCCUCGAGUAUGCUCCAUUCGUGCAACUGACGUCGCCGCCGACCGACACGACAGUCGCUUCGGCACCCGCAACUCCAAUGUCGAAGGCCGUUGCGACGCCAGCUGCUCCGUCGUCGAUGCCGGCGCCAACGAUGGCCACGUCGGCAGCGCCAACGGCCUGGCUCCGUGACACGGCCGCGUGGCCCGUCAUUGGCGUCAUCGUCGGCGCGUGCGCGCUUGCUGGCGGUGCGUCGGUGCGCUACCUGACAAGCUGCCCGCACGUGCACUGGAACAAGGAGAACCGCGGCAGCCCGAUCCGCGACAACGUCAACGAGUCGAGCUGGAACUCGCACCGCAACCCGAUCCGGCUCAUGAGCGACAACCGCAUCAACACGUUCCAGGAAAAGUCGCGCCAAUAGACGUCUACAUGUGAUGCAUAUUCCGGAAUAGCGAUAAAUUCACAAAAUCAUCAAGCAAUUGCAUUUAUCGAGCCAA
Messenger RNA from Saprolegnia parasitica CBS 223.65, 769 nucleotides. RefSeq lists its product as hypothetical. The transcript has 2 exons. NCBI's taxonomy places the organism in Eukaryota, Oomycota, Saprolegniomycetes, Saprolegniales, Saprolegniaceae. The coding region runs from base 1 to 693 and encodes 230 amino acids. The record is from RefSeq and is a predicted model, not a curated record.